Molecule: messenger RNA, 1128 nt
Organism: Helicoverpa zea (corn earworm)
Lineage: Eukaryota; Metazoa; Arthropoda; Insecta; Lepidoptera; Noctuidae
Gene: slx1
Product: structure-specific endonuclease subunit SLX1 homolog
Exons: 4
Coding region: 222-1094 (290 amino acids)
Biological process (GO): double-strand break repair via homologous recombination
Cellular component (GO): Slx1-Slx4 complex
Molecular function (GO): 5'-flap endonuclease activity; crossover junction DNA endonuclease activity
Source: RefSeq, a predicted model, not a curated record
UUGUCAAAGUCGAAGUUCAAAAAUAUUCAAAUCAAAAUGAAAAUGUGAUCAAAAUAAACAGCACAGCAACAAUAAUGAGAUUAUUUUUUUAGAUUGGGAACUCACUAUAGUUUUAAGAAAAAAUGAAUCGCAUCAGUGCCUUAUGACCGUAGACUGAAAAUAUGAAAACCAACCACUAGCAGAAACAAUUUUCGUGUUAAAAGUUAACAGAAUCAUACAGAAUGUCUGAGCCAGAAUUAGUGGAAGAUUUCUUCGGAGUUUACUUAUUAUACUGUAUAAACCCCAAAUACAAAGGGCGCACAUACAUUGGUUAUACUCGAGACCCGAACCGGCGAAUUAUGCAACACAACAGAGGCAUUUGGGCUGGAGGAGCUUAUCGGACUAAUAAUAAAGGGCCCUGGAAAAUGGUGAUGAUAAUCCAUGGAUUCCCAAAUAAUAUUUCAGCUCUCAGAUUUGAAUGGGCAUGGCAGAAUCCUACAAAGACAAUAAGACUCCAGCAUUUAAAUUUAAAAAAGAUUCCUAGAAAAGAGUCUGAAUUUAAAUUCAAAUUAAGAGUGUUGAGUGAAAUGCUCAGAGUGGGGCCUUGGUGCCGCCUGCCUUUAAUCAUAAGAUGGCUGGAGGUGGAAUACUGUGAAGAGUUUGAUCCUGAAAGAAAACCUCCAUCACACAUGACAAUCUGCCAAGGACCCGUCAAAAGCAGGAACUUGAAGCCCAAAUCCUCCACAACCAUACCGCCAGACACAGAAUGUCUUCUCUGCUCCUCAUAUAUAACGAACGGCCAAUCAAAGAUCACCUGCUUGAAUUCCAACUGUGAACUUGUAGCUCAUAUUACUUGCUUGGCCGAUCUAUUUCUGGUACCAGGAGAGUAUGUGCCUAUAGAAGGUAGCUGUCCAUUCUGCAGUGUCAAGCUAAAGUGGGGCGACUUGAUCAGGAAAAUGAAGGGAUGUUCGAGAAACAGUGAUGGGGAAGAAUGUAGUGAUGAAGAAAUUGUGCCGGAUAAAGAGUUAGAGGGCUGCAGUGAUGAAGAAAUUGGGCCUGCUAAAGGGUUAGAGGGUGACCCUUCUUGGUUUCUUGAUUAUAAUUAUGAUUUAUGACGAUUUAAGAAAUUAUUAGACAAUUUAGACAGUA